ACAAAAACAAAAACCAAAGAGAGAAAGAGAGAGACAGAGAGAGAGUGAAGAGAGGAAAGGAGAAAGAAACUUUGAGAUCAUCCUCAGCAUACAAUGUUGAUGUUAAAGGCCAGCCUGGGCUACAUGAGAACUUACCUCGAAAAAAAAAAAAAAAAGACAAAACUUAAUGUGUAUUUUCUCCUGCCCCCCAUUUCAAACAAAAGAAAGGAAAAGAGUCCAAGUGUGGUGGUGCACGCCAGGAAACCAACCCAGCCACUCCUGAGAGCUAGCCCGAAGGAUGGCAAGUGAGGGGCCAGCCCGGCCUGUCUCAAAAUAAAACAACAAUGAGCUGCACAAGGGUUCAUUGGGUAAAAGCACUUUCAGCCAAGCCUGAUGACUUAAGUUCAAUUCCAAGGACUCAUUCAGUGGGAGAGAACUGAUUCAGAAAGCAGUUGUCCUCUGACUUGCACACACGUGCCAUGGUACAUAUGUGACCCCCCCAUAAGUAAAUAAUAUAGUUUAAAAACAUUUCUUCUUAGUGAGUUCUAGGCCAGCUGGGGCUACAGGGAGACCUGUCUCAAAAAGACCCACCAAAAAAAUUCUAGAACAACAGAAAACAAAACAAUGCCCCCCCCCCCCGAAAAAAAAAAAACCAGAAAAGUAAAGGGCUGGAAAAGAGCUCUUUGCCUAGCAUGCACAAGGCCCUGGGUUCCAUGCCCAGCACUGAGAAAAAGAGAAAAGACAUACCAGUAUCCUUCGUUAACUGAGGCGCAAAUCUUAAAAUAUAAUCACACUAAAUGAGGGACAUUAUAUAAAAGGAUGGGUAGUUAAUGAGCAAGGCCGUCUUUCAGGAACGCAGGGUGCUGGGCAUUUGGAAAUCAGCCAGUGAUAGCUCAUGCCCUUAAUCCCAGCACUAAGGAAGGCAGAGGCAGGCGGAUCUCUGAGUUCAAAGCCAGCCUGGUCUACACAGUGAGACCCAGCCUCCAAUCAGCCCAUGAAAUUCAGCGCACAUCCCACUGACAGCGCUUGGUGGCAACUUGUCUCGUGCAAGCCGCACAACCGCCUGACUCUGGCCGGUUAAGCGUCCUGGAUUUGGUGCCUGGUGCUCACUGCCGGGUCCCAUGUUGCAGAAACCGCGGGACAGAGACUGCCAGAGUGCGCAACCCCUGAGCUGCAGGGAUUGUGGCGUCCCAAGGGAUGUCUGGACCGAGCCCCGAGCCCAGGGCUGCGCUGCGCUCGGCUUCUGCCCGGCCCCAACCACUCCCACUCGGGAGCUCUGGACCCAGAAGCAGCUGGAGCUGAAGGUGGCCGAGCUGGUGCAGUUCUUGCUGGUCAAGGACCAGAAGAAGAUCCCCAUCAAGAAGACCAGCAUCCUGAAGCACGUCAUCCGGGACUACAGGGACAUCUUCCCUGACUUCCUCCAGCUGGCUGCGGAGAGACUGCGGUACGUGUUCGGGUACAAGUUAGUGGAGCUCGAACCCAGGAGCAAUGCCUACAUCCUGAUCAAUACCCUGGAACCCGUGGAGGAGGAUGCGGAGGUGAGAGGCAGCCAGGGCACGCCCACCACCGGCCUCCUGAUGAUUAUAUUAGGGCUCAUCUUCAUGAAUGGCAACAGCAUCUCAGAAACGGAGGUCUGGGGCUUUUUGCGGCGGUUGGGGGUAUACCCUACCAAGAAGCAUUCAAUUUUCGGAGACCCCAAGAAGCUCAUUACUGAAGACUUUGUGCGGCAGCGUUACCUGGAGUACCUGCGCAUACCCCACACUGAUCCUGUGGUCUAUGAGUUCCAGUGGGGCCCACGAACCAACCUAGAAACCAACAAGAUGAGUGUUCUUAAGUUUGUGGCCAAAGUCCAUAAUCAAAACCCCACGGACUGGCAAAUGCAGUACUGUGAAGCGUUGUUGGAUGAGUAGGGUCAGACCGGAGUCCAGUGGUCAGCACCAUCACCUUGAAAUCACAUGGAUUCAGAGAAGACACCUGAGAUAAAUGUCUGGGAUUCACAAGCACAGGCUGAAAGGAGGGAACUGAGGGUGGAGGGAGCAUAGUUCUACAAUAAUAA
This is a messenger RNA of Nannospalax galili (Upper Galilee mountains blind mole rat), 2035 nucleotides long. Its product is annotated as non-structural maintenance of chromosomes element 3 homolog. The record is from RefSeq and is a predicted model, not a curated record. The transcript has a single exon. Gene Ontology annotation, biological process: negative regulation of transcription by RNA polymerase II. Gene Ontology annotation, cellular component: nucleus. Lineage: Eukaryota; Metazoa; Chordata; Mammalia; Rodentia; Spalacidae. Bases 1101 to 1889 code for a protein of 262 amino acids.